GGAAUAUGGGAAGUUUACCACCGAGCAAAUCAUAAUGAAUAUUUUUUUUGGAUGUAACGUAUCAUAAGGAAAUUCCUUUAAGACAAAAAGCAUUUUGUUGUAAACUGAGUUCUCCAGAGUUGUAAAUUUGGCAUGGAAUCACUAAAAUUAACACCUCAAGAACAAACAUUUUAUGGAGAAUGUUUCCAAACGUGUGAUGUGGAUGGAAAUGCAAGAAUAAGCAACAGUAGAGCGUCAAACUUGUUUAUUUCUUCAGGACUUAGUACGGAAGUACUUCUUCAGAUAUCAGAACUUUGUGGAGCCAAAAGACUUGGACACUUUGGCCGGAGUCAGUUUUAUAUUGCCCUGAAGCUAAUAGCUGCCGUUCAGAAUGGCUACCCACCAAAAUUGGACAGUCUAAAUACAGGGACAGACAUGCCAUUACCGAAAUUCACUAGGACUGCUGACCAAGAGAAGAGAUUACACAAUGCAGUACCAGGUCAAGAUACAGAAAGACACUCACAACAGUCAGUUCCAAACCAGCAAGCAGUGGGACAACUACCACCACCUCCUGCAUCUAAAAAAUCCCACAUGCGGUCCCAAUCGGGGCAGUUCAGAGGGAUGGUGGACAGAGACCAAGGACCGCCCAAUCCUACUGUGAUAUCACAGACAAGUGGCACCCAUCAGGCAUUGAAUAGUGAGGAAUCAUCAAGUGUCACUACAUCCCCCAGACAAUUUAUUUCUCCUCCCCAGUCCCCUCCCUCCUCUCCACCAGUCACAAACAAUAUCCAAUCAGCUACCAGCAUUCCCUCAGCCAAUCAGAACAGUUUACAUGGUCAUAUGGCAUCCCCAGUGGCCAAUCAAAUCCAUGGAGCACAAGUGAUGAAUUCAUUACAGACAGGUGCUCCUACUGUGAUUACAGGGACUGCCCCCACCAACAUUCACGCUGGGCACCACCAUCACCACCACCACCAACAACAACACCAUAAAAGCAGUUCCAACUCUACACAUGAACUCCUAGAAGGGUGGGCCUCUUUUGAAGAAGAUGAACAUGCAGGUCUGUUAGCACCAGGAUCUAGGAAACCCUAUAAUUUGGAACCACCUGGAUUUGACUCAUCCUCCAUAAGUUCUGAUCCAGAGAGUGUGGAUGAUAUCUGGAGCAUUAAUGAUGAUCAGAAGGAAUAUUACAUAGCACAAUUCAAAACAAUGCAGCCUGAUCUUAACAAGACUAUUACAGGUGCUGUGGCAAAAGAAUUUUUCGAGAAGUCAAAAUUACAUGUACAUGAAUUAUCUAAAAUAUGGCAGUUGUCUGACUUGAACAGAGAUGGAGAGUUAUCUCUAGAUGAAUUCUGUAUUGCUAUGCAUUUAGUGGUUCUGAGGAGACACGACAUAGAAAUUCCAGACAGACUGCCAUUUUCUCUGAUGCCAUAUACCUCAUUUACAAAUGAGGAACCCUUUGCUGUUGAUCACCCUUCAGGGGGAACUCUAAAGAGAGCCACACCCCCAGAAACACCCCCUUCUCACCCCCAGUCUAUUAGUGAAUCCUUGGAGCCUAUAGGACAAGAUGCCUCCUCAGAUACAGCCAGUGAUGUAGCUUCCCCGAGUGUCAAACCACUGAACUUUGCCUCAAUACCAGUGUCUGAGUCGGAUAAAAUUGUACAUCCAAUUGCCAAGAGAGUCUCGCCAGAUCAUCAUUCCGAGCGAGGACGAGCAUUCUCAGAGCCUGCACCUCCUCAUAAUGACCAAUCAGAAUCCGCCACAAAAAAACUCCGAGCAAAAACUGAGUCCAAGCUCAAUUCCUCCCAGAAUGACAUAGAUCUCCUCACCGGAGAUGAUGAAGUUAUGGCUGGAAGUGCCCCACCUGUUCCACCCCCUGUGUCCAGUAGACCGCGACCAGUUCCCCCGAAGAGCUUGGGUCCAGUUCCGGGUAACAUAAGUGGUCUUCUACUCCCUGCCCCCACAUCUAGUCACGGUGAUAAUACAGAUGGUGGCAUAGAACAGGAGCCUCCAGUACCCCCACCACGGCCCACGGGGAGAAGUUUAUCUAUGGAUGCUAGCAAAGGUCUUUCAACACCCCCAGCUGUUCCACCCAGGGCAUCUCCUAAAGAUAGUCCUGCAGCCAGAAAGUCAGGGGAAGUCUCCUUCAGUGCAAUAAAUUCCAAGUUUCACGAGUUCAAGAAGUUUGAAUCCAUUCCAUCAGAAGAGUCACUCAACAAGAUGGCGGGUCUGGACAGUACAGACUCCACCACUUAUAAGGGACAUCUUCAAACAUCUGGACCAGAAGCUGGAGAUUCUAAUGCUGGCAAUGCCAAUGCAUCAAGGGACUCAUCACCGCUAGUCAAGUUUGACGUCCCUGAUGAUGAAGUCGGAGGUGGUGAAACUCAGGUGUCCCUAGAAAUGAAGAGGCAAUUGAGUAGAGACAAAAAAGAACUCCAAAUGGCAAUUAGGACACAUAAAGAGAGGAACUCAACAUUAGAGAGAUUGGGAAGUGAAUUGAACCAAGAACUUCAGGAAGUGAUGGAACAGCGGAUAGCAUUAGAGAUUCAGUUGGAACACUUGAAGCCUUUCUCCAGCUGAGGAAUUUCAAAAGAGAUAUGUUAAAAUCUAGUCGACAUCUUAAGGUGUUCCAGUGAUCAAAAUCAUUCCUUGUGUUCUCUCUAGGAAAAUCCAUAUUCCCAGAUGAUGGCUGAUUGGGGCAUUUGGGCGGUCAUUAUAUUAAAAAUUAUAUUUUUUUUUUCUUCUUGUGGUUCAAAAUGUGUUUACAGCUUUAUGCAUCCUCUGUGUCAGGGAGAGGAUGAGUAGUGGUAAAUUUCAAAAGAAACAGUUGUUUUAUUUUAGAAGUGUUUAUGCUGAUUUUUUUUUUGGUAUCAAAUGCAUUGUAAUCUCAUACAUUAUUUUUUUUCUCUUCAAUUUUUUUUAAAUUAUGACUGGAGAAAAUUUCCUUAAUGAAAAUAUCCCACGGCAGUUGAGGGGACCCUCAUUAAAUAUGUUUCAAGUGCUACAUGUUAAACUUGAUGAAUUUGGUGCAUUCUCUCACUAUUGAUUUAAUCUCAUUUUAGCAGCCAUUUUUUCUUUUUGUUUUUUUUUUUACACUUUGUAAUCUCAUCAUCCAUCGAGAAAAAAAAGUUUGCUAUCUGCAGAGUUACUCAAAAAUCAUUGAUGUUAGGAAGUUUUACAAAUGCUUUUUUCCCAUUUUGAUAUUCAAAGAUUUGUCCAUAUGUAAUCUUCUGCCUUCUUGUAACUUCAGCUUAAAAAAAAUGUUUAAAUAUGAAUAUAAGAGCAGUACAGCAAUAUUUUAUUUACAUUCAUCGUAAUAGUUCACUUGGAAUUCAUGGCUGAUGAUCAAUACAUGUGUACCAUACAUACUUACUGCUACAUGUUUAAUUGGCUGGUAUGAUGGAAUGGUUGUCCCCCCUUCCAUCCAUACAUUACUGCUACGUGUUUAUUUGGCUAGUAUGACGGAAUGGUUUGUCCCCCCUUACUUUUCCCGAUGGCCAAACUUAUCCUUCCGAUAACAAUGCAAUAUGUUUGUUUUCUGAGUAGCAACUGUGUUUAACUGUUACAGUGUAUGUAUGUAGAGAUGAAAAGACUUUAUUUUCCUUAAUAGUCUCUAAGAGAGAACUAGUAAAUUUCAGAUACUUGAAUUCUGUUUCAUUAUAGGGUAAUAGUUUUAUUUACAGCAUCAUUGUUUUAUAUAUAAAGUCAUUCAAUGUUGAUCAGACGGUGCAAUUUCUUCAUUAUUUUAGAUUAAUGGGAAGGUGUACAAUACAUAUAUGACAUACUCAUAUGCUAGCAGUGAUAUGAUUAAAGAUUGGUUUGGUACAAAAGUAAAAAGAAUUGAAAUUCCUUAAAGGGUUAAGAUUCAUCCAUUUUUUUAUAUAAUUUAAGUUGGUAUGAACUAUAUCUAGUCAUCUAUAUACAUGUAGUACAGAUAUGCAAAUAAGUUAAUAUACACAGAUAUGCUAAUAAGUUAACUAAGAAUCAUAGUCAGGGGAGCAUUCUUAUUGCUAUUCAUAUAUUAGUGAUAUAUAAUGUAUUUAAAUAUAUUCUGAUAUACAUUUGGUAUACAAUAUUUUAGAAGAUAUAAAAAUUUUGCAAAAAUAUUGUGGUCAAAGAGAGAUAACUUCUGGUAAUGAAGGAGGAGACAGCAUUUUUAAUUCAGUUGUGCCUGCUUGAAUACAAUACUAUUCUUAACAGACAUAUUUAGUAACAUUUUAUUGGCUGAUAAGUUAAAACAAUACACAUACAUGUGCUACAGUAAAGUCCACUUAUGGCGAGUAAAGAUUGUUAAGUGUUGCAUUUGUUUUUUAAGAGUUGGAAAAAAAAAAACAAAACUAUACGUUAUUUCUGGUUAGAGGAAAUCCUUUUCUGUGGAAUUAAUUAUAAUUGAUGCCAAUUACAAAGCAUCUGAUGCAUUUCUGGGUUGUGAAGCAUGUAAAUAAGGCAAUUAUAACUUAUAGAAGGCAUUAUACUCAGAAAAUUAGCUCAUGUCAGAGAGGGUAAAAAUACAGGACUCAAAUUCAGUCUUAGACUUACCAACAGAUGUUUCAAUGAUGUGUUAUUAUAGAAAACAUUGUACUUGAUCUCUCUGGGUUUAAUCUCAUGUAGAGAAUAUUUUGGUUUACAAAGUGUGAUUGUUUAAUUUGUUUUUGUUUUUUUUGGUGGGGGAGGGGAUGUUUUUAAAAGUAGACUUAAAACUUGUGCAUCUAAGCGAGACUAAUGCUUGUUUCUUUUGGUUAAAAGAUAUGAAUAGCAUUAACAUAAUGAAGAAAUACUGGUUGAAGUUGUUAGAUAAAUUGUGUAAAGCCUAAACUGUGUGAUACUUUGUGUGAAGAGAUGAAUGCUUGUCAAGAGAUACUGUGGAAUAAGUUACACUGUGUUUGAUUUUGUUGCCAUAAUUACUUGUUUCAUUUCUUUCUUUCUAGAGUGUUUAUAGAUCAGAUUGCAGACUGAGUGAAUGUUUUCAAAUGUGUGUAACUUAACAUGUAACAAGUUAAUAAAAUUAUGUAAACAUUUA
This is a messenger RNA of Saccostrea echinata, 4996 nucleotides long. RefSeq names its product ralBP1-associated Eps domain-containing protein 2-like. Gene Ontology annotation, biological process: endosomal transport; endocytosis. The transcript is spliced from 19 exons. The record is from RefSeq and is a predicted model, not a curated record. Gene Ontology annotation, molecular function: calcium ion binding; protein binding. Lineage: Eukaryota; Metazoa; Mollusca; Bivalvia; Ostreida; Ostreidae. The coding region runs from base 133 to 2556 and encodes 807 amino acids. Gene Ontology annotation, cellular component: cytoplasm; plasma membrane.